AUGGUAUCGUUGAAGCUCACUUCGCUCGCCCUUGUGGCAUUACGAGCACUAAGUGCUGUUGCCCAAGUUCCUGAAGGCGUUCAGGUCGAGGCGGUGGAAGAGCUUCAGGAUGAGAUCACACAGGAAGAUACCGUCGGCAGCACUCCAAACCUCGCCGUCGAGAUCAAGACCACCUUCCCAGAAUCCGAGAUCUUUGGGGUCAAGCUUGUCAAUGGUCGUGCUACGAAAGCACUAUUGGAUGUUUCAAACAAUGAACCUGUACCCAUCUCCGUCCUGAUCGUCGGUGGCUCCCUCACAACGCCGAUCGACACUCCUGGCGCUCCAGACCCUCCAGUCGUGCUCAGGAACCUGACGGCACAGAAAUAUGCGAUACAGAUUCCUGCUGGCGAGAGCGAGACUCUUACCUACGCUUUUGCUACGGAGAUGCACCCUCAGGAUCUGCGUUUGAGCAUCGCCACUGUCUUGCAGAAUCAGGAGGGCGCAGUCUUCACGAAGCUGGCAUACAACGAGACCGUGAGCGUGGUCGAGGCUCCGAUGAGCUUCUUCGACCCUCAAAUCAUCUUCCUGUACCUUUUCCUCCUCGCAGGCUUCGGCGGUCUCUGCUACUUCAUCUACACCACCUGGAUUACCACCCUGUUCCCACAGAAGAGGCGCGGUGGCAAGGGCGGAGAGCGUGCGAAGAGGAGCUCCGGGGGUAGCAAACCUGUUGAACCCGCUGACCAGGCCUCAGUCGUUGGUGCUGAUGGGCCAGCUGUGACGAAGACAAGUGGUUACGACGAGUCCUGGAUCCCUGCAGGCCACUUACAGAGACCUGCAGCGAAGAGAGUUGGCAGUGGCCGCCCAAAGAGCCGGGCUGCUUAG
This is a messenger RNA of Recurvomyces mirabilis, 861 nucleotides long. It is a transcript of the gene IRC22, whose product is annotated as Increased recombination centers protein 22. The coding region runs from base 1 to 861 and encodes 286 amino acids. The record is from RefSeq and is a predicted model, not a curated record. Gene Ontology annotation, cellular component: endoplasmic reticulum membrane; endoplasmic reticulum. The transcript is spliced from 3 exons. Lineage: Eukaryota; Fungi; Ascomycota; Dothideomycetes; Mycosphaerellales; Teratosphaeriaceae.